Molecule: messenger RNA, 1738 nt
Organism: Frankliniella occidentalis (western flower thrips)
Lineage: Eukaryota; Metazoa; Arthropoda; Insecta; Thysanoptera; Thripidae
Exons: 2
Coding region: 892-1434 (180 amino acids)
Source: RefSeq, a predicted model, not a curated record
GCUUACCAGCUUUGCCUUGAACUAUUACACGUUUAGGAAAAUCAAUUGCCGUACUGACAGAACAUCCAUCCUUCACAAAAUUUAUUUGCUUCUCCAGUCUUUAAAAUUUGAGAUUGUUCUUCAGUAAAUGAAACAUUAGGCAUUAAAACCUCACUAGCUACACAUUGAGCAGCUGCUUUGGAGUCAGAAACAAAUUUUUCUAAGGAUCUAACAUAUGCAGCACUUCUAUCUUGUACCAAACAAUUGGCAUUCCAAUCAUGCAUAAGAUCAAUCUCUCUGUCACCAAGAUCAACUGAUUCUCCAACAAAUGCUGGGGUCAUAGAUGAAGCAAUCAUAAACUCCUCAACCGUGCGAAUAGUAUCACACACAUUAUCACUUUCUUCAUAUUCAGGAUCACACUGAAUGACACCAAUAUCUAGAACUUGACCAAACUUCAAAAUAUUGCCUUCAUACUUCUCAUAAAGCUCUUUCCAUGAACCUGCAUCCACUAAUGUUUUUUCAUCAUGAUGCCAAGGUACAUACAUCAAAACCUGUUGUCUGUACCACGCUUCCAUACUUUUAUCAUCAUUACCUUUUCUAAGCUUCGGGUAAACCAUAACAAUGGCAUCCUUAGUGCGUUUUUUACCAGAUGGCAAAACAUAUUUCUGGGCAACUUCCCAUAAACACAAACCAUGCAAUUCCACAGAGCGGUUCUUAUAUUUUUCAAAAAAACUGGAUUGAACUUUACCACUCUUCUUACAAACAAAUUUUCCCGCGGAAACUUGUGAUUGGCUGAAAUUUCCCUGGCUCGACUCGGCCUGCUGCUCAGCUCGUCAUUUCCAUAGAAACUCGUGGUAGUAAAAUGCUUUCCAUGUUUCAUUGAACGAUAAGAUAGGCAACCAACACGCACGGAUGUCGGAGGAAACAAGCAUUGCCUUUAGUAAAGGAUUACUCCGUUGUCUCCCACGAUUUAGUGAAAUCUACCUUCUUGUCUACCACGAUUUGCCAGAAUCGUAUUUUUGUUUAUUUGUUACAGGAAAGCAAGAAGUUUGUGAAGCCAAACUUGGUAAAUAUAUUGAAACUGGAGAGGCAACAGGUGUUGAUACGGACUGGUCAACAACUGAUGGCCCUCAAGCUCAACAAGAAAGUUUAUCAAACAGGCUGAGAAAGUCUAUCUCUAAUGCUGUGCGCAUUGAAGUCAAUGAAGAUCGUUCUGGGUCAGUUUCAGAAUCCGAUAGUGAUCAUGAACUUGAUCAUGAUCGGAGUGAAGAUGUUGAGGAACUGCAAUUAGAGGAAGACCCACUAGGGAAUGGAGGUGGAGAGAAUGGAUUGGGGGGAGAUUUUGAGACGUCUCUUAAUUCACUAAAUAAUGGAAGGGUGCUGAGUUCUCAGACACCUCGCAAUUCUUUAGUUAAUGGAGGGGUGCUGAAUUCUCAGACACCUCGUAAUUCAUGAAUCAGUUCGGGUUCAAACAGAAGUGCAGAUGGUGGCAAGCGCAGUCCUGCUGGCAAACGGUCAGCAGAUGACACUGUUGAUGAAACACCAACCAAAAAGAAAGGUGUUUUGAAGAUGAUCUUUUCUCGACUUCACCUCAUCAACAUGAAGAUUGAAGGGGUGCAGAAGUCGUUAGCAUCAAUCAAAAACACCAAUCUGGAUCCGUCUGAUAUAGUGCCUGAUAUUCCUUUGCCAGUGAAUGAUCCCGAUACGCUUGCCAAGCUAGAAUUUGCUAUAAAGCAAAAUGAUCAAUCAAAACUGGCUC